AUACCAAGUGUCGACUGUAGAUUAUCGAAUUGAACACUUUUUUCCUAAUUUAAAAACUUUUUUCUCUAACGUUAAGAGAACACUACUAAAACUUUAUAAAUAAAAAAGAAUUAUUAAGUUUCAUCAUGCUAACUUUAAACAGAAUUGCAAGAUCUUUUUUGUCAAACUCAAGAACCUUCCAGACUUCUGCUGUAGUAAGACACGAUACAAUGUUUAAUCAUCGUGAUACCAAGGAAAAUAAUCUUGAAAUCAAAUUUGAAUUUAAUGAAGAAAACAAAAAGAGGAUUGAUGCUAUAUUGGCUAUAUACCCAGAAGGUCACAAGCGAGCAGCUAUGAUACCUUUGUUAGAUUUGGCUCAAAGACAGCAUGGCUGGCUGCCUAUAUCAGCAAUGCACAAAGUGGCUGAUAUCUUAAAAUUACCAAAAAUGAGAGUGUAUGAGGUGGCAACUUUUUACACAAUGUUUAUGAGACAACCCACUGGUAAAUACCAUGUACAAGUAUGUACGACAACGCCAUGCUGGUUAAGAGGAUCGGACGAAGUAUUAGGAUGCCUAAAAAAAAAACUCAACAUUGGCGUGGGAGAAACAAGCAAAGAUGGUCAAUGGACCCUGUCCGAAGUUGAAUGUUUGGGUGCAUGUGUCAAUGCACCAAUGGUACAAAUCAAUGAUGAUUACUAUGAGGAUUUGACAACCAAAGACGUAGAAGAAAUUAUUGAUGAAUUAAAAAAUGGAAAAACUCCUACUCCUGGGCCUAGAUCUAGUAGAUUUGCAUCAGAGCCUAUUGAUGGAUUAACAUCAUUGAAGGAAGAACCUUAUGGUCCUGGAUUUAAAGUGCGCCCAGAUUUGUAAAAACACAUUUUAUUUUAGGAUUACAUUGUAAUUUUUAAAAUGUGAUCAUUCUAUUAAGUGUAUGUUAAGGCAUUAGUCUUUUAUUCUAUUUUAUAAGAAAAAAUAAAAAUAUGUAUCUGUUGUUAGCAAUGCAUCAUAUAAAAUGUUUACAAUUAGUUACAUAAAGCUGCACCUAAUAACUAUGUUUAAACAUUAAGGUAAAAAAUUGUUGUCUGGCGUAUUUGUUUUUUCUAAUACAACCUUUUUUUGUUUUAUACACAUAGUUCUAUGGCCUUUUAAAUUGUGCUCAUGUUUAAACCGGCGUUGACAUUUUGUGCAUUCAUAUUUUAAAUCUAGACCACACACUUGACUUCGAUGAUUCAAUAAAUUAGAUCGAUUAUCAAACGAAUCCAAACAAUCCGGGCACGUGUGUUUUUCAUCGAGCCGAAGAUUCAUAAAUAACUUUUCAUCCAAGUCAUCUGAAAUUGCUAAAUUUGUCAACAUUGUAAAAUACAAAUGUGAAAUAAGUAUGUUGUGUAAGCUUAGUAGUUAUAAAUAUAGAUGAUAUAUUAAAGCGAUAUGUGUAGGUAAUGUUUUUAAAACUAACUACAUUUAUAUGGACUAAUAAAAUCAAUUAUAUUAAUCA
Molecule: messenger RNA, 1473 nt
Organism: Adelges cooleyi (spruce gall adelgid)
Lineage: Eukaryota; Metazoa; Arthropoda; Insecta; Hemiptera; Adelgidae
Gene: ND-24
Product: probable NADH dehydrogenase [ubiquinone] flavoprotein 2, mitochondrial
Exons: 6
Coding region: 126-848 (240 amino acids)
Biological process (GO): mitochondrial electron transport, NADH to ubiquinone
Molecular function (GO): NADH dehydrogenase activity
Source: RefSeq, a predicted model, not a curated record